AUGUCAGGGGCCUGGUCUCCCGACCCUCCAACCUUCGGCCAGAGCAGCAAGGCGGUGACCAGCGUGUCGGUCGAUGUGCCAGCCCUGGCGUCGGUUACACGCAAGAUGUGCCUGCGCCGCCUGGACCACAUGCACGCGGUGGUGCAGGGCGUCCGCCUGGCGCUGCAUGAGUGUCGCGACCAGUUCAAGGGCAAGCGGUGGGACUGCACCGUGCCUGGCGCGGAGAACGCGCCGGACCCCGAGUCAGGCUUCACGCGCUACACCAUGGGAGUGUUCCCCGGCGUGUCCCCCGGCUCUCGCGAGGAUGCGUUCCUCUCCGCCAUCGUCGCCGCCGGAGUGUCCCACGUGGUGGCGCGCGGCUGCCGCCAGGGGCAGUUCCGGGGCAGCUGCUCCUGGGUCGUUCCCGACGCCAUGAGGCUACCGCCGCGUGCUCGGCGGGGCGGCUCAUCGGACGACGUCGAAUACGGAUACCAGUUCGCCAAGUGGUUCGUGAAUGUGGGCGAUGGCAGUCGUAGCAGGCAGAGAGGGGAGUCUUUGGCGAUGAAUUUGCACGACAACGAGGCGGGUCGGCUGGCGGUGUACAAUCUGGCGCACAUGGACUGCAAGUGCCACCUGCUUUUUGGCCGCUGCAUGCUGAAGAUCUGCUGGCAGCAGCUCGCCGACUUCCACCAAGUUGGGAACUUGCUGAAGCACAAGUACGACACAAGUUCCGCCAUGCGGCUGGUCCGCCACAACAGCAGCAGCAGCGUUGCUGGUGCCACCCGCUGGUCCCGCUGGCGUCUGGAGCCGGUGAACGAGCGCUUGACGGCGCCCACAGUGAGCGAUCUGGUGCACGUGAGCGCCAGCCCCGGAUACUGCGAGCGCAACGACGCUGGCGGCAUCAACGGCACGGUGCGGCGGCGGUGCAACGUCACCUCCGAGGGCAAGGAGGCAUGCUCCGUCAUCACGUGCUGUGACAGAGGAUACGACAUCUCACAAGUCACGCUGGAGACGCAGUGCGGAUGCAAGGAGCAGCUCAAGGAGAACGUCAAGUGCAAGCUUUGCCCGUGGACCGUCGAUCAAUUCGCUUGCAAGUAG
Lethenteron reissneri (Far Eastern brook lamprey) is the source of this 1077-nucleotide messenger RNA. RefSeq names its product protein Wnt-5a-like. Lineage: Eukaryota; Metazoa; Chordata; Hyperoartia; Petromyzontiformes; Petromyzontidae. Gene Ontology annotation, biological process: cell fate commitment; multicellular organism development; neuron differentiation. Gene Ontology annotation, molecular function: cytokine activity; frizzled binding. The record is from RefSeq and is a predicted model, not a curated record. Gene Ontology annotation, cellular component: extracellular region.